This is a messenger RNA of Wyeomyia smithii (pitcher-plant mosquito), 1862 nucleotides long. RefSeq names its product putative polypeptide N-acetylgalactosaminyltransferase 9. Lineage: Eukaryota; Metazoa; Arthropoda; Insecta; Diptera; Culicidae. Gene Ontology annotation, cellular component: Golgi apparatus. The transcript is spliced from 3 exons. The record is from RefSeq and is a predicted model, not a curated record. The coding region runs from base 42 to 1793 and encodes 583 amino acids.
AGAAAGUACGCCAGUCCUUUCGCCAGCGACACGCAGGACGGAUGUCACGAAAAUUGCUAACAUUGUCUCGACAGAUCUCACGGCACCUGUUAGUGCUGGUGGCCGUAGUACUUCUAGUUUGCUUUUUGGGCUAUCUUAACAACGGAAAGGAUGCCUCCGGUAAAAGUGCCCUGCUCCUGGUGCAGCAACAGUUGGCCAAACUCCGAAUCGACCGAAAUCCGGAAUCGACCACAUCGACAAAAACUGGCAACGAAUGGACACCACCAGGAGAUCUCGGAUAUGCCGUAACUCUAGGCUCAACGGAAGAAUCGAUCGCUAAGAUGAUUAAACUGGGCUACGACAGUCAAGGUCUAAAUCAGUACAUAUCCGAUCUGAUACCGGUGCGGCGAAGGCUGCCCGAUAUUCGGGACGCUUGGUGUAAGAAACCCGGAAGGUAUCUCGCAGAUCUACCGGAAACCUCGAUUGUGAUUGUGUUCUACAACGAAGCUUGGUCAGUGCUUGUGCGAACGGUUCAUUCGAUUCUGGAUCGCUCGCCGGGAAAGUUGAUCAAGGAGAUCAUACUGGUGGAUGAUUUCUCCUAUCUUCCUCAUUUAAAAAUCCAACUGAGGGAAUAUUUUGUACCCUACCCGAAAGUGCGAAUCAUUCGAGCUGAAGAGAGGUUGGGAUUGAUGCGAGCCCGGCUACUGGGAGCGCGCAGCGCCACCGCAGAAGUUCUCACCUUCCUAGAUGCCCACGUAGAGUGUAUCGAGGGAUGGCUGGAGGCUUUACUGGACCCGGUCGCCCGAAAUUGGAGCACCAUCGCGAUACCGACAAUCGACUGGAUCGAUGAGCAUGAUAUGCAUUUACGGUCAGAGAAUGCACCAAGCUUCUACGGGGCUUACGAUUGGGAUCUAAACUUUGGCUGGUGGGGGCGGUGGUCUCGUAAAAAGAAACCGGAAAACAAGAUGGAACCGUUCGAAACGCCAGCAAUGUCCGGGGGGCUUUUUUCCAUCACUAAACGGUUCUUCGAGCAUGUCGGUUGGUAUGACGAAGGCUUCGAGAUCUACGGGGUGGAAAACAUUGAGCUGUCGAUCAAGAGUUGGAUGUGCGGUGGCAGGAUGGUUACCGUACCUUGCUCCCGGGUGGCCCACAUUCAGAAGACCGGCCAUCCGUACAUGCAGCAAACGUCAAAGGAUGUGGUACGCGCCAACUCGCUACGGCUAGCGGAAGUAUGGAUGGACGAAUAUAAGCAUGUGAUUUACGAUAUCUACGGAGUUCCGAAAUAUCCAAUCGAGGAAGCGGGCGAGUUGUGUUCUAGAAGACAAAUCCGCAAGCAGGCAAACUGUAAAACCUUCCGAUACUAUGUGGAGAAUGCUUUUCCGGAGAUGCACAAUCCAAUGGUGGUGGGAGCUUUUCGGGGAGAGAUGAAAAACAAAGCAAUCGGAGACGGAAUGUGUUUGGAGUACAUAAAAGAGCAAAGUCUGCUGCACAUGGCACUCUGUGAUCAUCAGGAGCGCAACCAGUUUUGGACCCACAACUACUACCGGGAGCUGAACAGUAGGCGAAACUGCAUCGACUAUACCGGUAGUGGCAGUGUGGUGGUGUUUGGAUGCCAUAGGGCCCGUGGCAACCAGGAGUGGGAAAAUGUCAACGCGACCGGCCAGUUCCGAAGCGUUAAACAUGGCAAAUGUUUGGCGGUUAACCUGGAGGACUACAAAACCCUAACGAUGGAAGACUGUGACGCUAAGCGGGACGCCCAGAUGUGGCUGGUCAAUCUGAUCAAGCUGGAUGUUUCGAUUUUCUCUAACCCGUGAGGCUUAGUUUAGAUAUUUUGGAAGUAUAAUUAGCUUCUAGAUUAAAAAUAAUAAAAUAUUUACACGAAA